Gaeumannomyces tritici R3-111a-1 is the source of this 858-nucleotide messenger RNA. RefSeq lists its product as hypothetical. The coding region runs from base 1 to 858 and encodes 285 amino acids. NCBI's taxonomy places the organism in Eukaryota, Fungi, Ascomycota, Sordariomycetes, Magnaporthales, Magnaporthaceae. The transcript is spliced from 2 exons. The record is from RefSeq and is a predicted model, not a curated record.
AUGACCAUCGAUGAUCAUCUAUAUCGCGGACGCACCUACAUCUUCGAGUUUGACGACUUUUACGACAUCCUGUGGCCUGUCACUACUACAGACAGCAGCGACGAAUCCGUCUCAUCACUUGGGCCAACCGUCCGGCUUCCCAUACCAGCCGCUAGCCAUGUCUGCCGCGAGGCACGGGGCGAGGUGGCUCGCCACCUUGACUUCGAGACUACCGAGUUGCGCUCUCCAGGGCCGGCGGGUAUCCCGCGCACGAUCAACGUCCCUAUCCGAGCCUACAAGCCCGAGGUCGAUACCAUGUUUGUGAGCGCCGCAGACGUGGAAGGGUUCGUCCGCGCCACUCGCAAGGCAGCGGCACUGGGCCACCAGUACUUCGAAACUGUCAAAUACGUGGCCAUGACGCCGUUGGCCGUUCUGAAUGAGUUCCAGGACUACGAGCCGGUCGAGGGACUGGUAAAUCUUGCCGGGCUGAGAAGGUUACACUUCGUCCUCGACCACGGAUGGGUCGACAGCACCACCGACACCAAAUCAGCUCCGGCGAGAUACGAGGACAUCGAGGAGCUCAUGGAGGGGAGCUUUGACGAUCGCGCUUCUGGGACGCUGGAGGGCGGCGAGCUGGUGGUUGGGGAGCACAUGCAGCCCGAUCUCCGAGCAGAGACCUUCCUGGAGAGAACAAGGGAGAUGUUCUUGCCUGAGCUCGCUCACAAACAGCGCUUGGUCGAUCCGGCCACAAAGGGGCUUCUAUUUGAGAUGGGUGUCAGCAUCAUUAGACACGACUCUAGCCCCGAGUUUAUUGUCACGGAACGUCUACCUCUUGGACCCGAUGAGAUGUUCCAAGCCAGAUAUGAGAUCGAGAGAUAA